Molecule: messenger RNA, 2516 nt
Organism: Varanus komodoensis (Komodo dragon)
Lineage: Eukaryota; Metazoa; Chordata; Lepidosauria; Squamata; Varanidae
Gene: CDH8
Product: cadherin 8
Exons: 11
Coding region: 114-2516 (800 amino acids)
Biological process (GO): adherens junction organization; multicellular organism development; calcium-dependent cell-cell adhesion
Cellular component (GO): synaptic cleft; plasma membrane; axon terminus
Molecular function (GO): calcium ion binding; cadherin binding
Source: RefSeq, a predicted model, not a curated record
AUGAUGGAACUGUAAGUAAAUCUUCUUUGUCGCAUGAUGAAUCUUAUGACUACAAUCUGGAAGAAAGCAAAAUAAUUGUUUCAUUGCCGGCAGUGAUUUGCUUAGUGUGUGGAAUGAUGCCAGAAAGACUAACAGAAAUGCUUAUGGAUACAUGGGCUCCAUUAGUAAUAUUAUGGAUUACUGCAUUGCCAUCGAUGUAUAUGGCUCCAAUGAAUCAUACCCAACUACUACCUAACAAAUCCAGUAGAGGACUAAAUGAGCUAAGUGAAGAGCAAAGAGUGUUGAACCGUUCAAAGAGAGGCUGGGUAUGGAAUCAAAUGUUUGUGCUUGAAGAGUUUUCUGGACCAGAACCUAUAUUGGUUGGCCGGCUACACACAGACCUGGAUCCUGGAAGCAGCAAUAUCAAGUACAUCCUGUCAGGAGAUGGAGCUGGGACUAUCUUUGUGAUCAAUGACAAGACAGGGGAUAUUCAUGCAAUGAAAAGACUUGACCGGGAAGAAAAAGCUGAGUACACACUAACAGCCCAAGCAGUUGACAGGGAUACAAACAAACCUCUGGAGCCUCCUUCUGAAUUCAUUAUUAAGGUCCAAGACAUCAAUGAUAACCCUCCAGAGUUUGUUGAUGGUCCAUAUCAUGCAACAGUUCCAGAAAUGUCCAUAGUAGGUACGUACGUGACUAAAGUGACUGCCACUGAUGCUGAUGAUCCUGUUUAUGGAAACAGUGCUAAGCUGGUGUACAGCAUUUUGGAGGGCCAACCAUACUUUUCAGUCGAACCACAUACAGCUAUUAUUAAAACUGCUCUUUCAAACAUGGACCGGGAAGCCAAAGAGGAAUACACUGUUGUCAUCCAAGCAAAAGAUAUGGGUGGGCACAUGGGUGGACUGUCUGGAACCACCACUGUGACAAUAACCCUGACUGAUGUCAAUGACAAUCCACCAAAGUUUGCACAGAGCUUAUAUCACUUCUCUGUCCUGGAAGACAUUGCUAUUGGUGAACCAGUAGGAAGGGUUAAAGCAAAUGACCUGGACACUGGUGAGAAUGCUAAGUCCUCCUAUGACAUUAUUGAAGGAGACGGAAUGAAUAUCUUUGAGAUCACUCCAGACUCCCAGACUCAGGAAGGCAUUAUUAGAUUGAGAAAGCCCCUGGACUUUGAGUUCAAAAGAUCCUAUACUCUGAAGCUAGAAGCAACUAAUGUACACAUUGAUCCACGUUUCAUCAGUGUGGGACCCUUCAAGGAUACAGCAACAGUAAAAAUUGUCGUAGAGGAUGCUGAUGAACCUCCAGUCUUUUCAUCACCAACCUACCUACUGGAAGUGCAUGAAAAUGCUGCUAUUAACUCUGUGAUUGGUCAGGUGACUGCCCAUGACCCUGAUGUAACUUCCAGCUCUAUCAGGUUUUCCAUUGAUCGGAACACUGACCUUGAGAGACAAUUCAACAUCAAUACUCAAGAUGGAAGAAUAACAUUGGCAACCCCAUUGGACAGAGAAACAAGCACAUGGCACAACAUAACUAUUGUAGCCACGGAAGACAGAAACCCCAGUCAAAUAUCUCGAGUGCCUGUUGCUAUCAAAGUUCUCGAUGUGAAUGACAACGCUCCCGAACUUGCAUCAGGGAAUGAAGCAUAUUUGUGUGAAAAUGGAAAAACUGGAAAAAUCAUUCAUACUAUGAGAGCCAUUGACAAAGAUGAUCCUAAAAGUGGACACUAUUUUGUUUACAAUCUUCCACCUGAAAUGGCCAACAAUCCCAAUUUUACAAUCGAGAAAAACCAAGAUAAUACUCUUAAUAUUUUGACAAAGCAUAAUGGAUUCAGCCGCCAGAAGCAAGAAGUCUAUUUUCUACCCAUCAUAAUCAGUGAUAGUGGAAAUCCUCCCAUGAGCAGCACCAGCACCCUCACCAUCAAAGUCUGUGGCUGCAGCAGUGAGGGCAUUGCCCAGUCCUGCAAUGCUGAAGCUUAUGUGCUCCCUAUUGGACUCAGCAUGGGAGCUUUGAUAGCAAUUCUAGCCUGCAUCAUCUUGCUGCUAGUCAUCGUGGUGCUAUUUGUAACAUUGAGGAGACAUAAAAAUGAACCUCUUAUUAUCAAAGAUGAUGAAGAUGUGAGAGAAAACAUAAUCCGUUAUGAUGAUGAAGGAGGUGGAGAGGAGGAUACAGAAGCAUUUGACAUUGCAACUUUGCAGAACCCUGAUGGAAUAAAUGGAUUUUUGCCCCGCAAGGAUAUUAAACCUGACCUACAAUUUAUGCCCAGACAAGGACUGGCACCUGUUCCCAAUGGCGUUGAUGUUGAUGAAUUUAUCAACGUAAGGCUCCAUGAAGCUGACAAUGAUCCCACAGCUCCUCCAUACGAUUCCAUUCAGAUUUAUGGAUAUGAGGGAAGAGGCUCCGUAGCUGGUUCUCUAAGUUCCUUGGAGUCUUCAACCUCAGACUCAGAUCAAAAUUUUGACUACCUCAGUGAAUGGGGGCCCCGUUUUAAAAGACUUGGGGAACUUUACUCAGUGGGUGAAAGUGACAAAGAAACUUGA